Molecule: messenger RNA, 1036 nt
Organism: Drosophila arizonae
Lineage: Eukaryota; Metazoa; Arthropoda; Insecta; Diptera; Drosophilidae
Product: androgen-induced gene 1 protein
Cellular component (GO): endomembrane system; membrane
Source: RefSeq, a predicted model, not a curated record
ACAAUGUUAGCACAAUAUCGCUGCUUCAGCCCUGGCAGCUCAAUCAGCUGCACCGUCAGCAAACGCCGCGUUCGUAUAUAGUUAAUUAAUUUAUUUAAACUAUGGCCAAAAGUAAGAAGAAAAUACGCGAACAGAACGCUAUAAGAGAAGCCGCUCAAGCGAAUACCGAGCGGCUGGAGACGUGUAACGACGCCUACACGAGUGGUGCAUUUAGCUACCUGCGCUUCCUGGUUCACCUGCUGGCCGCUGCACAAUUCUGCUAUGGCAUUUACUAUUAUCUCUUCAAAUUGGAUUGGCCGGAGGGAUUGCAUGAAGAGGAGGAGCUGAAAACCCGCUGGGGUGGCAAAUUUAAGUAUCUCACAUUUCUAGAUGUUAUCGUGCAGGCCAUUUACCACACCGUAGCGUUGUUAAAUGAUUUGUUCGGCAGUAAUGUGGUGACCGUGGCGCCAAAGUCUCUUUUACGGCAGCUACGUGAUUAUAUAUUCGCCACGUUUGCAUUUCCCAUUGCGCAUAAUGUGUGCAUCUCGUUUUGGGUUAUUUAUUUAUAUGAUCGUGAGCUCAUUUUUCCCGCCGUCUUGGACGAAAUAUUCCCCAACUGGCUGAAUCAUGUAGUUCACACGAACGUUGCACUUCUGGCCAUCAUGGAUAUGUUCACCUGCUUCCGGCGAUAUCCCAGUCGUCUGGCCGGCGUAACUGGCAACGUAGCCUUUAUGAUUCUCUAUGUUAUUUGGGUGAACAUUGUGCGCUACUUUAGUGGUCAGUGGGUUUACCCCCUGCUUGAGAUCUUGCCCAUACCUCUGCGUGCUGUGAUGUUUGCUGGACUGGUGGCUUUGAGUGUAAUCUGCUACUUCCUGGGUGAAUUUGUCAACAAUAUUGUUUGGGCGCCGGAAUUUCAACUGCUGCAGCGAAAACUGCUUAAGCAGAACUAGACAGAAUAGUAGUUAUUUACUAUAUACUCACGUGCAAAAGCUGAAGAUUAGUUCAUACUUAUUCAUUUGCCCAUAGAGUCUGCUGUACAAUUCACUCCAUUGUGUGU